GCGCCCUGCUGCAAGGGGCGGGCCGGCCUGCGCUGGGGCGUUGAGUUACGAGCCUGUGCCUUGCCAGGGGCUUUGUUUGUAAGCUUUCUCGCCGUCUCUCCACCUCUUUUUUUCCCCCUCUCUCCCCCCACCCCUGCCUUAUGCCUUUCCUUCCUCCAGCUCAGCCAUCGGAGCUCCAUGCAAGGCAUCUAAUUCUUUAAGUCCUCUCCAGGCGCGCAGAGAAUCUUGCACCAGAUUGAUCCUUAUUAUUUUUUUGUACUGGCUCUGCCUUUUCAGAACCACUCUCUUUCUUCCCUCCCCUCGGACGGUUCGCCCCAUCCCUCCUCCUCUGCAGAGGCGAGAAAAGGAGCUCCUGGAUUCCCAAGGGCCUGCCGAAGGGAAGCAUGUUUCGCUCCUAGGACCCGCCCCCCUCGCUUCUCCUCUCCUCCCGGGAAAGUUCUGAGAAUGAUCCUUCCCUUCCUCCAGCCUGCCCUUUUAUUCUUCCUGGCGUCUGCGACUUCCUUCCCCAAGGAUUUGACUCCGCUUAGCACAGUCGGCGGGGCAGGAACAUCCCGGUAUCCUGUUUUCCGUGGCCUCGCAGGAGACAAUGACACUGCCCAGCUAGGCCUGGAUUUCCAGAGUAUGCUGAGACUCAACCAAACCCUUUUCAUUGCCGCGCGAGACCACGUCUAUGCCUUCGAUCUCCGACGGACCAAGGACGACUUCUCUCCAAAGAGGCACCUCACAUGGAAGACGCAAGACAUGGAAAAUUGUGCGAUGAGAGGAAAGCUCCGGAAUGAAUGUUACAACUACAUCAAAGUCUUGGUUCAGAAGAACGAAGAAACCCUCUUGGCGUGUGGGACAAACGCCUUCAACCCCAUGUGCCGGACCUACAAGAUCAGCGACUUGGAGCAGGAAGGGGAGGAGCUGAACGGACAGGCGCGGUGUCCCUUUGACGCAAAGCAAAACAACGUGGCGCUUUUCGCAGAAGGGAAUCUCUAUUCCGCCACGGUGGCAGACUUCCAAGCCAGCGACACUGUCAUCUACCGAAGUCUGGGCGAGAGGAGCCCGGUCUUGAGGACUGUCAAAUAUGACUCCAAGUGGCUGCGAGAACCACAUUUCCUGCAUGCGCUGGAGUAUGGGAAUUACGUCUAUUUCUUCUUCCGGGAGAUCUCCAUGGAAUACACCACCCUGGGAAGGGUCAUCUUCUCCCGGGUGGGGCGGGUGUGCAAGAACGACAUGGGGGGCUCUCCCCGAGUGCUGGAGAAAUACUGGACCUCCUUCCUCAAAGCUCGCCUCAACUGCUCCGUCCCUGGAGAUUCCUUUUUCUACUUCGACGUCCUUCAGGCCGUCACAGACGUGACCCAGGUGAACGGGCGGCCGGCCAUCUUCGGGGUCUUUGCCACCCAGUCCAACAGCAUCACGGGCUCAGCUGUCUGCGCCUUCUACAUGGAUGAAGUAGAGAGGGUCUUCAACGGCAAGUUCAAGGAGCAGAGGAACGUGGAUGCGGCUUGGACCCCCAUCCCAGAGGAGAAAGUACCAAGGCCCAGACCUGGCUGCUGUGCUGGUAUCGGGAAAGCGUCGAGCUUCAAAACCUCCAACAGCUUCCCGGACGAGAUGCUUGGAUUCAUCAAGUCCUUCCCUCUCCUUGAUGAAGCUGUGCCCUCGGUCACGGAGCAGCCCUGGUUUACGAAGACCACCAGCAGGUACAAGCUGACCCGUCUGGCUGUGGACACAACGGCUGGCCCCUUCCGAAAUUACACGGUCCUUUUCCUGGGCUCAGAAGACGGCACAGUGCUGAAGAUCCUCUCCGCCACCACCGAGAAUUCCACGGUCCAGACUUUGCUGCUGGAAGAGAUGUCUGUCUACAACCCAUCGCUGUGUAGCGUCAGGAGGGAAGAUCGGCGCGUCCUGGGGCUCGAACUUGACACAGCCAGCCAUGCCGUUUACGUGGCCUUCUCUGGGUGCGUGGUGCGAGUCCCUCUCAGUCGCUGCGCUGCCUACAGUGCCUGCCGCAGGAGCUGCCUGGGAUCUCGCGAUCCGUACUGCGUUUGGCUGAGCACGGGGGCCUGCGUUGCGUUCAGCAGCGAGAUCAGAGGCAGUUUUGAGCAAGACGUCGAAGGCUCCGUCAGAUAUGUGGGGAACUGCCAAGAUGUCGUAACAGCCCCCGGGAGCCGCGAUGGCACCAGCGACUCUGCAUAUGGGAAGACGCAGACCUCCGCAGCCGCCACCACUCCCUUCCCAGAAGCGCCCACGGGGUCUCCUCCCGCUAGCUUGGCUCCCGACGCCCGCCUGGCCCCGGGCGCAGGGGGGCCACGCUCCACCCUCCACGUGGCUGUGAGCAAGCAGGGCGUGCGUCAGGAGUCUGGCGGUCGCGAGGACGCCCCGACGGUCCACUUCACCUUCCUGAUCGGCUGCAUCUUCGUGGCCUUCGUCUUGGGGGCCUUCCUCUCGGGCCUGCUGGUCUCCUGCUACUGCAGCCACAGCUUCCAGAAGGCCAAGAGGGCCGGAAAGGACCCCGAGGGCGGCCUCCAGCGCCCGCUGUCGCUGCGGAGCCUGGCCAAGAUGAACGGGCUGCUGGAGGCGCAGGCCAAAGACGCCUUGGCGGAAGGCCCGGCCACCAAGCUGUACACCACCCUGCUCCCCAGCGAGAAGGAGCCGCCCGGCACCUCCGUCGCGGCCAAGGCGGGCGUCAAGGACCACCACCCGGAGCUGUCCGGCCUGCCCACCCCGGAAUCCACGCCAGAGCUGCCCGUCAAGAACAUGAAGGCCAUUCGCAACCAGUGGGAGAAGAACCAGAAUUUCAACAACGCCAAGGAGUCGCAAGGCAAAGUGCCCUUGUUCCACACCCCUGUCUCCAACGCCCACCCUUUCCCCUUCGCCAGCGCCGUGGCGGGGCCUGGGCACCUCCGCGGCUACGAGGCCCCCCUGGCGGGCUACCUGGACGAGAAGAAGAUCCCGAACCCGGAACGGGUCCUGGUGCGGCACUCCCAGUGCUACCUGCCCAAAGGGGUGGAGGUAGCGGCCCUCGAGGAGCUCCUCAAACACCUCCACAGGCCGAGGGCUCCUCGGCGAAGGGCCUGGCCGGCCCCCGCUUCGCCCCCGCGGCCGUGUCCUUCGCCAACCGGGUGCAGCCCCAGAUCCCCGACGUGGAGAGCGCCCCGUACUACAGCUCCUCCACGCUGCCCAGGGACAGCCUGCCGCGGAGGCUGGACGUGCCUCCGGACCCGCCCGGGGCCACCGAGAAAGCGGGCGCCCGGCCGCACAGACACUCGCUCUGCGCAGCCCCCAAACUGGUGAACGUUGGCGGGGGCGUGCUGUCGCGCCACCACAGCCUGGGCCAGGCGGGCCGGCCGCCCUCGUCUCUCCUGACCCGCAUGCACUCCACGGGGACCUCGGUGCCCCACGAGGGAGCCCACCCUGCCAUCUUCC
Messenger RNA from Lacerta agilis (Sand lizard), 3411 nucleotides. RefSeq names its product semaphorin 6C (gene SEMA6C). Lineage: Eukaryota; Metazoa; Chordata; Lepidosauria; Squamata; Lacertidae. Gene Ontology annotation, molecular function: chemorepellent activity; semaphorin receptor binding. The record is from RefSeq and is a predicted model, not a curated record. Gene Ontology annotation, biological process: negative chemotaxis; positive regulation of cell migration; neural crest cell migration.